Arachis stenosperma is the source of this 1738-nucleotide messenger RNA. Its product is annotated as 1-deoxy-D-xylulose 5-phosphate reductoisomerase, chloroplastic-like. NCBI's taxonomy places the organism in Eukaryota, Viridiplantae, Streptophyta, Magnoliopsida, Fabales, Fabaceae. Bases 209 to 1630 code for a protein of 473 amino acids. The record is from RefSeq and is a predicted model, not a curated record. The transcript has 12 exons. Gene Ontology annotation, biological process: isoprenoid biosynthetic process. Gene Ontology annotation, molecular function: protein binding; NADPH binding; 1-deoxy-D-xylulose-5-phosphate reductoisomerase activity.
CAAUCUUUCGUUAAUGAUAAUAAACCACAUCUAUUCUCACUUCCAUUGUUGGUUAUUAAUCCAAAGCCUUUCUUUUUCUUCCUCCAUAGCAAUUCCCACCAUUUUUUUUGCUACACUUUUUAUCUGGGAUACUGUACUUUCAAACUUUCAUUAUUUUUCUUGUUGAAUUUGGUACUGGAUUUGGGUUCAGCUUCGUUUUUCUCUUGUCAUGGCUCUCAAUUUGCCUUCCCCAGCUGAAGUCAAGUCUAUUUUCUUCACUGAUUCCCUCAAGUCUAACAUCCUCACUGCAAAGUUUCCAGGUCAUUUUGCUCUGAAAAGAAAACACUGUGGAGCUGCAGCAGGAAGAAGAGUUUCCUGCUCAGUGCAGGUACCACCACCACCAGCAUGGCCAGGAAGGGCGGUCCCGGAACAGAACCGCAAGACUUGGGAGGGGCCGAAACCCAUCUCAAUCGUCGGAAGUACUGGUUCAAUCGGAACUCAGACACUCGAUAUCGUUGCUGAGAAUCCAGAUAAGUUCAAAGUUGUGGCACUUGCUGCAGGUUCGAACGUAACGCUUCUUGCAGAUCAGGUUAAGAGAUUUAAGCCUCAACUUGUUGCUGUAAGAAAUGAAUCCCUAAUUGCUGAACUUAAAGAGGCUUUGGCUUCCGUUGAACAAAAGCCUGAGAUCAUCCCUGGAGAGCAGGGAGUUAUUGAGGUUGCUCGUCACCCGGAUGCUGUUAGUGUAGUCACAGGAAUAGUAGGAUGUGCAGGACUAAAGCCAACAGUUGCUGCAAUUGAAGCAGGGAAAGACAUAGCAUUGGCCAACAAAGAGACAUUGAUUGCUGGAGGUCCUUUUGUUCUUCCUCUUGCUAAAAAGCAUAAUAUAAAAAUACUCCCAGCCGAUUCAGAACAUUCUGCCAUUUUUCAGUGCAUCCAGGGGUUGACAGAAGGUUCACUUAGGAGAAUUAUUUUAACUGCAUCUGGAGGUGCUUUCAGGGAUUGGCCUGUUGAAAAACUGAAAGAUGUUAAAGUUGCUGAUGCAUUAAAACAUCCCAACUGGAAUAUGGGGAAAAAGAUAACCGUGGACUCGGCUACCCUUUUCAAUAAGGGUCUAGAAGUAAUUGAAGCACAUUACUUGUUUGGAGCUGACUAUGAUAAUAUCGAAAUUGUCAUUCAUCCACAAUCUAUCAUACAUUCCAUGAUAGAAACACAGGAUUCAUCAGUUUUGGCACAGUUGGGGUGGCCUGAUAUGCGUUUACCGAUCCUCUAUACUAUGUCAUGGCCCGAGAGAAUUUACUGCUCUGAAAUAACUUGGCCUCGCCUUGAUCUUUGCAAGCUUGGUUCUUUAACAUUUAAAGCUCCCGACAAUGUCAAAUAUCCAUCCAUGAAUCUUGCCUAUGCUGCUGGUCGUGCUGGAGGCACGAUGACAGGAGUUCUUAGUGCAGCAAACGAGAAAGCUGUAGAAAUGUUUAUUGAUGAAAAGAUCAGCUAUUUGGAUAUCUUCAAGGUUGUGGAGCUAACAUGUGAGAAGCAUCAAGAGGAAUUGGUAACAUCACCUUCGCUCGAGGAGAUCGUUCACUAUGACCUUUGGGCUCGAAAAUAUGCUGCUAGCUUGCAAAGCUCUUCCAGCUUCACUCCAAUUCCUGCAUGAACAGCACUAAUUUGAUUUAAUAAAUUGGGGGCAAUUGAAGAAUUGUAUACAAUGUAGAAUGAUGCAUUCCUUGGAUAUUGGCAAGUUUAAGGCUCUGAAUUUUGAUUA